GCAUUUGAUAUCGAGUGCUAGUGGCCCCGUUCCACAUGCGGUUCCCUGUGGUUGAUUGAUGACAAGAGUACGUUUAAAAAGCUCAGUUUCUCGAUCCUGGUCGAGGGUCGGCAAUGUUUACCGAAUCAUCGUCAGAACGCCAGCUCGAUGGCAUAACCCUCCUGAGCUUAACACUUUUUACAUCCAUUUGCUACGGGACUGUACUGACCAUCUACAUCCAGUGCCUCCUUUCGUUGGUCUACAGUCCGAUGCGGCGAGCUCCCGGAUCACAACUGUUUUUCCUUGGCUAUACAUCCGUCAUGUUCAUUCUUGAAACGUUAUAUGCUGCUGCAAAUUUUCGAAGAGUUUGGAUAGCAUUCGUUGUAAAUUGGGGCUCCCCCAUGAAUUCAGCGAGUUACGAGAUUGGUUUAUGGAGUGAUUGGGCCAGUACAGCAGCAAUGACGUGCUAUAUCAUCUCCAAUUGGUUGGCGGAUGCGCUUACGCUUGUGCGCUGUAUGAUCUUGUUUCGAAACAUGAAAAACACAAGAUGGCUGAUUCCUAUCCCAUGCAGCGUGUUCCUUGUUGUUAUUGUGACUUCUAUCAGUCUGUUUGUGAAUACAACAGAAGUGACCAAGUCAAUGGAAGCAAUGACCAAAGCCUACUGCAUCUUUGUUGCAGUCGAUCUCUCCUUUAAUGUUAUCACGACGUCAUUGAUAACCGCCUGCAUCAUGACGCACCGCACGAAGCUCAGGAAAUCGUCAGGUAAGCAAGCUAUCUUGUAUCAUUAUCCUGACGUACGUCCUUUGUCAGGAACUCAUGACCAUGGGAGGGAGUACAUCAAUAUCAUCGCGAUGACCAUUGAAUCUUGUAUGAUUUCCGCGAUUAGCCCGAUCGUCUAUCUCGUCCUCUACGCGAUGAAUAACUUUGUGCAGUAUCCACUCAUGGUCAUCCAGAACCAAAUGCAGGUCAUUGCCUUCUUUGUAUUGGUCUUGAGAAUCAUUCAAGGAAAAACGUGGACAAGACGGGCAGAUGUUGAUAUCACUUCUCAUUCGCUUCCAAGUGAAGGGCUUUCCUUCCAGCUUCAGCGGGCUUCGUCUUAGUAUUACCACUAAAUAGCUCCAUCACGAGCCCAACACACUGUUACACCUACAUAAUGUACAGAACUACCAGAAUAUUCACAUAGCCCUCUAGAUUUUCGUCAUGGACUGAUUUCUGCAAGCGGCGGAGCAGAAGUAAUCUGUUCCAGUCUGUGGGUAGCGUUGGCACAUGAUGCAUCCAGGAACCAGUCCGAGGGUCACUGCUUCUCUGAAGAACAUUUAGUAUCU
Messenger RNA from Suillus fuscotomentosus, 1304 nucleotides. RefSeq lists its product as uncharacterized. Lineage: Eukaryota; Fungi; Basidiomycota; Agaricomycetes; Boletales; Suillaceae. The record is from RefSeq and is a predicted model, not a curated record. The transcript is spliced from 5 exons. Bases 114 to 1079 code for a protein of 321 amino acids.